AUGUCCCCGCGUCGAGAUGCUGCAGUUGCUAACUCGUCGCUUUCUGCAGUGCAAGAAUUCUAUGUUGUGUUCAAGGGUCCGGAAGAAACACCCUUUGAAGGCGGAACCUGGAAGGUUCACGUGGAGCUCCCAGAUCAGUACCCAUACAAGUCCCCUAGCAUCGGAUUUGUCAACAGGAUCUUCCACCCAAACAUCGACGAGCUGUCUGGCUCAGUAUGUCUGGAUGUGAUAAAUCAAACAUGGUCGCCCAUGUUUGACAUGAUCAACAUCUUUGAGGUUUUUCUGCCACAGCUACUCCGGUAUCCGAACCCCACCGACCCCUUGAACGGUGAAGCAGCUGCACUGAUGCUCAGGGAACCGAAGUCGUACGAAGCCAAGGUCAAAGAGUACGUCCAGAGAUAUGCAAGCAAGGAGGCUGCAGCCGAUGCAGGAAAUGAGAGCGAGGACGACAGCGACAUGUCAUCCGUGGCCAGCUUCGGUGACGAAGAUGAGGAGCCCGCCGGCACUAUGGACGACGUAUAG
This is a messenger RNA of Pyricularia oryzae 70-15, 522 nucleotides long. Its product is annotated as ubiquitin-conjugating enzyme E2 8. Gene Ontology annotation, cellular component: nucleus. The coding region runs from base 1 to 522 and encodes 173 amino acids. Lineage: Eukaryota; Fungi; Ascomycota; Sordariomycetes; Magnaporthales; Pyriculariaceae. Gene Ontology annotation, biological process: ubiquitin-dependent protein catabolic process; protein polyubiquitination. Gene Ontology annotation, molecular function: ubiquitin conjugating enzyme activity. The record is from RefSeq and is a predicted model, not a curated record. The transcript is spliced from 5 exons.